Molecule: messenger RNA, 911 nt
Organism: Mobula hypostoma (lesser devil ray)
Lineage: Eukaryota; Metazoa; Chordata; Chondrichthyes; Myliobatiformes; Myliobatidae
Gene: rpl8
Product: ribosomal protein L8
Exons: 6
Coding region: 85-858 (257 amino acids)
Biological process (GO): cytoplasmic translation
Cellular component (GO): cytosolic large ribosomal subunit; ribosome
Molecular function (GO): structural constituent of ribosome; RNA binding
Source: RefSeq, a predicted model, not a curated record
UGCUCUGGGUAGGCCGAUGUGGGACGCGGGCACCGGGAUAAUCCGAUUCUAAUCUGCAGUUUUGGCUGCCAUCCGUAGUGCAGAAUGGGUCGUGUCAUCAGAGGACAGAGAAAGGGCGCAGGCUCCGUCUUCAGAGCCCAUGUAAAACAUAGAAAAGGAGCUGCAAAGUUGAGGGCAGUGGACUUUGCUGAACGCCAUGGUUACAUCAAGGGAAUUGUCAAGGAUAUAAUUCAUGACCCUGGCCGCGGUGCUCCUUUGGCAAAGGUAGUAUUCCGCGAUCCUUACCGGUUCAAAAGACGAACUGAACUAUUCAUUGCCGCUGAAGGUAUUCACACUGGCCAGUUUAUCUAUUGUGGCAAGAAGGCUCAGUUGAACAUUGGAAAUGUUCUCCCUGUGGGUACCAUGCCAGAAGGUACCAUUGUCUGCUGUUUGGAGGAAAAGCCAGGAGACCGUGGUAAACUUGCCCGUGCUUCUGGAAAUUACGCAACAGUCAUCUCUCACAAUCCCGAGACCAAAAAAAGCCGUGUCAAGUUGCCAUCAGGUUCCAAGAAAGUUAUUUCUUCUGCCAACAGAGCUGUUGUUGGUGUUGUUGCUGGCGGUGGUCGUAUUGAUAAACCAAUACUGAAGGCUGGUCGGGCUUAUCAUAAGUACAAGGCCAAGAGAAAUUGCUGGCCACGUGUCCGUGGUGUGGCUAUGAAUCCUGUAGAACAUCCAUUUGGUGGUGGUAACCACCAGCACAUCGGGAAGCCAUCAACCAUCAGGAGAGAUGCUCCUGCUGGGCGUAAAGUUGGUCUCAUUGCUGCUCGUCGUACUGGUAGACUGCGGGGUACCAAAACUGUCCAGGAGAAAGAGAAUUAAUGUCUUGGUGUAAUAUAUGUCCUUCUGUCACAAUAAAAAGUUUUUAAAAUUCA